This is a messenger RNA of Lepus europaeus (European hare), 584 nucleotides long. It is a transcript of the gene RPL26, whose product is annotated as ribosomal protein L26. Lineage: Eukaryota; Metazoa; Chordata; Mammalia; Lagomorpha; Leporidae. The coding region runs from base 105 to 542 and encodes 145 amino acids. Gene Ontology annotation, molecular function: RNA binding; structural constituent of ribosome. Gene Ontology annotation, biological process: cytoplasmic translation; ribosomal large subunit biogenesis. The transcript is spliced from 4 exons. The record is from RefSeq and is a predicted model, not a curated record. Gene Ontology annotation, cellular component: ribosome; cytosolic large ribosomal subunit.
GCCGAGACAUCAGUCUCGCGAGAUCGCUCGGACACUUACAGAACCGGAAGUACCGUGUAGACCUUUUCCCUUUGGUGGCCAUCGCCGGAGCGGCAGCUGCCAAAAUGAAGUUCAAUCCCUUUGUGACUUCCGAUCGGAGCAAGAACCGGAAAAGGCAUUUCAAUGCCCCUUCCCACAUUCGCCGGAAGAUUAUGUCUUCUCCCCUUUCCAAAGAGCUGAGACAGAAGUACAACGUGCGAUCCAUGCCUAUCCGAAAGGAUGAUGAAGUGCAAGUUGUGCGAGGACACUACAAGGGUCAGCAAAUUGGCAAAGUAGUCCAGGUUUACAGGAAGAAAUACGUCAUCUACAUUGAGCGGGUGCAGCGAGAAAAGGCCAAUGGCACAACUGUCCAUGUGGGCAUUCACCCCAGCAAGGUGGUUAUCACUAGGCUAAAGCUGGACAAAGACCGCAAAAAGAUCCUGGAACGGAAAGCCAAGUCUCGACAAGUAGGAAAGGAGAAGGGCAAAUACAAGGAAGAAACGAUUGAGAAGAUGCAAGAAUAAAAUCAUCUUAUAUAUGCAACUUUCAUUAAAAACUGAAAUGAA